AAUCGGAUCUGUGGCUUUCUAGACAUAGAGGAAAUGGAGAAUAGCGGCAAAUUUUUACGUCGCUACUUCAUUCUGGACACAACGGAGGGCAGCCUGGUGUGGUACAUGGAUAACCCUCAGAAUCUUCCAGAAGGAACAUCCAAUGUCGGCUCCCUCAAACUAACAUAUAUAUCCAAGGUGCCGAAGUCAGGAGAGCAGGUGGCUCAUAAUAUAACAGAAGCUUGUGUGGACACAUCGGGUGCCAUGAAACAAGUGUCCUACAAGACCGAAAUCAUUGCAGGAGUGCCCAUCAUCACCACCACACAGGAGAAGGGCGAGGAUCAGAAUGGUGCAGACAGGAGCGGGCAGAGGAAACCUCCCAGUCAGCUGCCGUAUUACUUGAGCCGGAGUAACCAAGACCAGUCAGUCAUUAAAGCUGGAUAUUGUGUCAAACAGGGAGGUGUGGUGAGUAAGAAGUGA
Sinocyclocheilus grahami is the source of this 459-nucleotide messenger RNA. Its product is annotated as pleckstrin homology domain-containing family A member 1-like. The transcript is spliced from 4 exons. The record is from RefSeq and is a predicted model, not a curated record. The annotation marks the transcript as partial. NCBI's taxonomy places the organism in Eukaryota, Metazoa, Chordata, Actinopteri, Cypriniformes, Cyprinidae.